AUGAAGAAGAUGUUUGAUUUCGGCAAGAAAGAGCAGUUUCCACCUGGCCCCUCCAUCAAGCUGCCGAAUUUCUUUGGGAUCCAAACGUCUGACUACAUCCCAGGAUACCUGAUCCAGAGCAAGGAUCUCCGGAAGAUCCACAAAGCUGCCUUGUUAGGGGAUGUGGCGAAAGUGCAGCAUCUGCUGCUCUUCGGAAAAAACAAUGUAAACGAUCUGGAUAGAGAGAAGCGAACAUCUCUUCAUCUGGCCUGUGCUAAUGGACAUUCAGAUGUUGUGUCUCUCUUAGUAGAGAGAAAAUGUGAACUGGAUUUGUUGGACAAAGACAGUCAAACACCUUUAAUGAAGGCAAUACAGUGUGAGCAGGAGGAGUGUGCAACUAUCUUGCUUGAACAUGGUGCAGACCCUAAUCUUGGGGAUGGCAGUAACAAUGCUCUUCACUAUGUUGCCUUUUUUCGGGGCAUAGACAUGGCAGCAAAACUGCUUCAAUAUAAAGCUGAUAUUGAAGCAAAAAACAAGGAAGGUCUUACACCACUUUUUUUUGCAAUUAGAGCAAAGAACUGUGAUAUGGCAGAAUUUCUCCUAAAGAAUGGAGCAAAUGUUAAUGCCUUGGAUGGCUAUAAAAGAACAACCCUUAUGAUUGCUGUCAGUAUGCAAUUCACAGAAAUGGUCAGUCUUCUUCUUCAAUAUAAUGUUGAUCAUACUAUCAAAGAUCAAAUUGGAUGGACAGCUGAGAAGUAUGCUAGGAUCUAUAAUUAUCCUCUGUAA
Molecule: messenger RNA, 765 nt
Organism: Antechinus flavipes (yellow-footed antechinus)
Lineage: Eukaryota; Metazoa; Chordata; Mammalia; Dasyuromorphia; Dasyuridae
Product: ankyrin repeat domain-containing protein 7-like
Exons: 5
Coding region: 1-765 (254 amino acids)
Molecular function (GO): protein binding
Source: RefSeq, a predicted model, not a curated record